This is a messenger RNA of Sordaria macrospora k-hell, 933 nucleotides long. RefSeq lists its product as uncharacterized. Lineage: Eukaryota; Fungi; Ascomycota; Sordariomycetes; Sordariales; Sordariaceae. The record is from RefSeq and is a predicted model, not a curated record. Gene Ontology annotation, biological process: mitochondrion organization. Gene Ontology annotation, cellular component: mitochondrion; membrane.
AUGUCGAACAACCCAUAUCAGGAUCUCCUGAACAAGAUUCAGCAGACUGCCCGGUCGCGCGGCGGCGGCGGUUUUCCUGGCGGCAGGCCACCCAUGCCUCCCCGGGGUUUGGGUCCUGCUUUGACCGGCUUCGCCCUUCUUGGUGGUGGUGCCUGGGUCCUUUCCAACGCCAUCUUCAACGUCGAUGGUGGUCACAGAGCGAUCAAGUACAGGAGAAUUAACGGUGUUAGCAAGGAGAUCUAUGGUGAAGGAACCCAUCUUAUCAUCCCCUGGUUCGAGACCCCCGUUACCUACGAUGUCCGCGCAAAGCCCAGAAACGUUUCCUCCUUGACCGGUACCAAGGAUUUGCAGAUGGUCAACAUUACUUGUCGUGUCCUCUCGAGACCCGAAAUCACCGCCUUGCCCCAGAUUUACCGUACCCUCGGCACCGAUUAUGACGAGCGUGUCCUUCCUUCGAUUGUCAACGAGGUUCUUAAGAGCGUUGUCGCGCAGUUCAACGCCAGUCAGUUGAUCACCCAGAGAGAGAUGGUUGCCAAGCUUGUUCGUGAGAACCUCGCAAGGCGUGCGGCCCGCUUCAACAUCCUGUUGGACGAUGUCUCGCUUACACAUCUCGCUUUCUCCCCCGAAUUCACAGCGGCAGUAGAGGCCAAGCAGGUCGCACAGCAAGAUGCGCAGCGUGCCGCUUUCGUUGUCGACAAGGCGCGUCAGGAGAAGCAGGCUAUGGUGGUCAAGGCCCAGGGUGAGGCCCGUUCUGCGGAGCUCAUUGGUGAGGCCAUCAAGAAGAGCAAGUCGUAUGUGGAGUUGAAGAAGCUGGAGAACGCGCGUGCGAUUGCAAACAUUCUUCAGGAGGCUGGCGGCAGGAACAGGCUGCUCCUUGAUUCUGAGGGCCUGGGCCUCAACGUUUUCGAGGAUCGCAGGACCAAGGACAACUAA